GUGUGUGUGUGUGUGUGUGUGUGUGUGUGUGUGUGUGUGUGGGGUGUGUAUGGUGUGUAUGGUGUGGUGUGGUGUGUGUGUAUGGUGUGUGUGUGGUGUGUGUGGUGUAUGUGGUGUGUGUGUGGUGUGUGUGUGUGUGUGUGGUGUGUAUGGUGUGUGUGUGGUGUGGUGUGUGUGUGUGGUGUGUAUGGUGUGUAUGGUGUGGUGUGGUGUGUGUGUAUGGUGUGUGUGUGUGUGUGUGUGUGGUGUUAUGUGGUGUGUGUAUGGUGUGUGAGUAUGGUAUGUGUGUAUGGUGUGUGUGUAUGUGUGUGUGGUGUGUAUGUGUAUGGUGUGUGUGUAUGUGUGUUUGUGUGGUGUGUAUGUGUAUGGUGUGUGUGUAUGUGUGUGGUGUAUGUGUGUAUGGUGUGUGUGGUGGUGUGUGUGUGGUGUGUAUGUGUAUGGUGUGUGUGUAUGUGUGUGGUGUGUGUGUGGUGUGUGUGUGUGUGUGUGUGUGUGUGGUGUGUGUGGUGUGUGUGUGUGUGUGUGUGUGUGUGUGUGUGUGUGUGUGUGUGUGCUGGAUGUGAGGAACAUUUGCAUGCCACAGCAUGUGUAGAGAGAUCAGUUCUUUCCCUUACCAGUUGAGAUGGGUCCUCUCCUCAUAUUUUUGCUGCUGCACUGUGUACUCCAGGGUGGCUGACCUGAGAGCUUCUGGCAUAUUCCAGGAACUCAAAUGACAAAUUUGGGUUGUUGGGCUUUUGAAGCUAAUGCUUUGGCCCCUCAGCCAUCUCUCCUGAAGUCCCAUUUGAUGCAGUUUUUGCACAGCUUAGAUUUGCAAGAAUUUUUCCAAAGGAACUGUUUGACCUCUUUAAAAUCACAUCAAGGUAUUUUUAGAGAAAAUGGCAUUUUAACAUUAGACAUUCAUUCUCCUGUGCUGUAGACUUAGGUACAGAUUUGACUUGGUAGAAACUGACAUUUGUUGCCCUUCCUUUACCAUCAGUGAUAGAGAAUUAUUAUUGAUUUUUAGCUGUUUAUUUCCGGUAUGCCAGUGUUUUGCCUGUAUGUGCACACGUGUGUGCCUGCUGCACACAGCAGUCAGAAGAGGAUCUCAUCCCUCAGAACUGGGUUUAUAGGGACUUGUGAGCUGCCAUGUGGGAGCUGGGAAUGAACUUCAGUCUGGUCGACCGGCCAGUGCUCUUAGUGCUGAGGCAGCUCCCACCCUAGUACUAGAGAUUGAGAACAACGGCAGCACCAGAGGCCGUCUUCUACUGCGUCUUGAUGUGGUUCUGCAUCACCACACAGGGAAUGUUAAACCUUUGCUAACCACCAUCGUUGAUCUCAGAGCUGGGUGGCGCUGCAGUGGGAGUCUCACUGGAAGGCCUCACACACUGUGGUGCAGUUGUCAAGCUUCUCUAAGUCAAGAAGAUACAGCUGACAGCUAAGAAGCAGGGACACUGGUCACAAAAUAUAGGCUUUGUUUAUAAGAUAGUGUGUCUAGAUUUGGAAGACAGCAGGCCGAGGGCCAAUUCUCAACACAUGAGCCUUUCGUGGGUGUUUUCCCUCUGAGCCUGAGUAAGCCUGGAGGACUUCGAGAGCACUUGGGAGCACCACUAAUUUCAGGAGGAAGCAGUGACCGGCUUCAGCCUGGAGGGAAGUUGGGGGGGGAAGCUAGGGAAGUUGCAGGGAACAGUGUUCUCGCAGUGGGGACAGCAGACCUAAGCUGAGGGACCCAGAGCUGGGACUGCAGAUUGUUCAGCAGCCUAAGCUAGGACGUAGAUGUGAAUAUUAAAAGGCCUCGCUAAGCCUCCAUCCUGCACAGAAUGGAGAGUCAUUGCAAAGAAGUGAAGCCCCAGGGUCUCGUUGGAGAAUGGGUCCCAGAAUGAUUCUGAGACAGCAAUGUGGAACAGCCUGGGAAUGGGAGCAAAUGCAGAGACGGCCAUAGCUUGGCCCCACUGUUGGGUUUAUACUGUAGGCCAAACCCAGGGCCUCACUCAUACUAGGUAAGUGCUCUACAGUAGAGCUCUAUCCAGCCUUGGAUUUCUGAGGCAGCCUCUGUGUAGCUCAGUCAAGCCUGCCUCAGCUCCCGAGUGCUGGGAUUACUUACGGGUGUGUACUUUGCUCCAUACUAGUUUUUAUUAAGUGGACUGCGGUCCUGUUCUCUUUACUCACAUUGUUUAGACCUUAUUCCCCACAGUGUUGUAAGUCUAGGACCCUGCAUUGUGGUCACAACCCAGAUCAGCAGUUCUCAACCUGUGGGUCACAGCCUUCUGGUGGUGGCACAUCAGAUGACCUGCGUAUCCGAGAUUUAUAUCACGAUUCAUAACAGUAACAAAACGACAGUUAGGAAAUAGCAACCAAAUGAUUUUAUGAUUAGGGAUCCACAACAUGAGAAACCAUAGGGAAGGGUCGCAGCAUCAGGCUGAGAACCACUGCUCUAAGUGAGGCCAAACAAAAGACUGAGCCAAGAUCCAACCAUGAACUGCUUCCUGUUGGACUGAGUCUUCAAGCUACAUUGUCACACAACCAGUCGGCUUAACCACUGUCUAAGGUUGCACAUUCUCAGAGCAGGCUCCCUCAGCUGCCCUGGAGCCCUCCCCCAGGCUUCAAGUUGCUAAGCUUCCCGUUUGAGUACCCUCAGCUCCUUUCCCUUUAAUCUUUCCUUAACUAUUUGUUCUACAUUAGUCUGGGUUUAAGGUGUGGCCUGCAAUAAAGGCUGAGGCACUGGAGACUGCAUUGUGUUCUGUGGAGAGCUGACUUCUGAGGCACAGCCCCUACCGUACUUGAAAUUCCUAAUUAUGAAAACCAUUUUCAUAUUUCACUGCUAAGUGCCCUUCCUAUGCUGUGAGUAACUGUCCUGUUUAGAACAGGGAUGUUCUUUUUGGGAGAGCAUGUGUGUGUAUGCAUGUACCCCCAGUGUAUCCAUGUGUGGAGGUCAGAGGUCAGCAUCAGUCUCCUCCUAUGUUGCUGUCCACCUUAUUUUUAAGACUGAAUCUCUCACUGAACAUGGAGUACAAGAAUUUGGCUAAACUGGCUGGCCAAGCCCCUGAAGUCCUUUUUGCCUCCCCACUGCUGGAAUUACAGGCCUGCAGCCCUACUUCCCCUACUUUUUAUUUAGAUGCUGGGGAUCCAAACCUAGAUCCUCAUGCAGAUUACCUACUGAGCUAUCUCCCCAGACCCCUAGGACCGGGAUUCUUACCUUCUGCACCACAGAGCUUUUGGAGAUCUUAUGGAGUCCUUGGACCCCUCUCAGAAUUAUGAUUUCAUAUGUAGAACACUAAAUAUGAAGGAUUAUAAGGAAACUAACAUAGUGCUAAUCAAAGUGUUUUCAGAACUUUGAUGUAGUUAUAUAUGUGUAUAUAUAUAUAUAUAUAUAUAUAUAUAUAUAUAUAUAUAUAUAUACAUUCACCCAGAACAUCAAAGGGUAGUUGUAACACUUCUUUGAUCUCAGUAUUUUUUUAUUACUAUUAAUUAACAUCUACUGCAGUGUGGACUCUGCUGGUGAUGAUGUCACAGGCCUGCUAUACUCCAGUUCAAAUCUAGUGAACACUUGAAUUAGCUUUUUCCCCAACCAAGUUCACCUAAUCCCCGCCCGAGGGUGGUCUGAGUUUGACGUAUUAGGAGGAAGUUGUUUUAGUUUGCUUGCUGGGUUCAGGUUAUCGACCGACCCGACUCACUGCAUCUGCGUGAGCUUUCUACACCUGAACUGUUUGCAGUGUUAGCCGCAAUUGAGGGCUUGGGUAGAAAGGAGUCAGGAACUGAUUGGAAAAGAAGGAUUUCAUCAGAAGCUCGUGGUAGUGAUGCUUUCCCUGGGGCAACAUGCCUCUUAAGUUCAUAAUGUUCAACUGCAUGGACUCUAAUAAAAUUUGCAACAUCUGAAUGAAGCAAGUACCUAAUUAGAUAAUUCACAAUAGGCUUUGCUUUUAGAAGACUUGUAUCUCACAGGAUCUUGUCUUCAGUCUUCUUUCUCAGCUUAGCUAUUUUGGUGGCUGAAGAAUCCUUCUAACACCCCUGCAAGGAGAGCAGAUGGACCAGACCCUCUCCAUCUUGACAGUACAGUCUGGGAGGUAGGUUGUGUGUGUGUGUGUGUGUGUGUGUGUGUGUGUGUGUGUGUGUGUGUGUGUGUGUGAAGUGCUGUAAUUCUAGGGCUGUGGAAAGUACCUGGGGGGGGCAAUAAAUGCUGAGAUGGGGGUCAGGCCAUUCUUCUAGACAGUUCGAUGCUCUGGGGCCCCUGUAAUUGGGGUACCCAUUUAGUUAGAUGCUUCUAACGCUGUGCCUAGCUCUCAAGAACAUCUCUCUGCCUGGAGACAGACUUAUUCCAUUCUGCCCCCAUUGUUUUGAUGAGACAACUGAGGCUAAGAUUGGUGCUGCCUUCUUAGAUAGUAACUUGAUAGUGAAAAGGAAAACUGGGGCUGUCUGACUCAAGGCAGGUGUCCUAUGUCCAGUGGGUCUCUCCUGGCUUCAGCAAAUUAAGAUGUGGCCAGAAGCUAAAGAAGGAAAGGCAAGGGAGGUAUGAUACCCAAGGCUCCCUGGAAGGAGGCAGACUCAGAAAGGUAGAGGAAACCUACAGAACUCCUCAAGCAGAUAACCAAGCACAAGCCAGCCAGCCCAUAUGGCAGGCUGCUGAGAUGAGCGUUGGUGGUUCGUACCUGUUACUCUGUCAUUAGGGAGCUGCGGCAGGUAGGUCACCAUUCAAGGGGAGUCCUACACCUCCCAGAAGAGGGAUCCUUCUCUGGCCUUUACAGGCACUAGGCACACACAUGGUGCACAGACAAACAUCCAUGCAGACAAAACACACACACAAUAAACAAACAAAUCAUAAAUAAUGUUUUUUAAAGGAACAAAGGGACUGGAGAGAUGGUUCAUUGGUUAAGAGCACUUGCUGCUCUUGCAGAAGAUGUUCAGUUCCCAAUACUCAUGCAUCCUAUAACUCCAGGGGAUUUCACACUCUUUUCUGGCCUCUAAGGCACUGCAAACAUCUGGCACACACACACACACACACACACACACACACACACACACACACACACACACAAAUAGUCAUUAAAAAGAGGGAGAGGAGAGGUAGAGGGAAUCCACAGCCAAAGCAGUAGCUGUCCAGCACCAGUAUCACGUUACAGAACUUCAGGAUUAUCCAUCUACUAAUGAACACCAUACUGGGUCCUACCCUACUACGUCUGCAGCAGCAUGGACAUCCAUAGCAACCUCUUGACCUCCUCAGGCUAAUAGCAACAGCGUGGAGGUCUUCAGCAAGUAUUUCUACAACGCCUUCGAACAUUGUAGAAUAGGGUUCAGCUUUCAUAGUUUUCUGAGCACCGAUGAGCUGUUGCUUAGGGCCAGGUAACUGAGAUACCCUGCUUGCCCUGGGGUAAAGCGGGCUUUCCAUUCUGCUGGCCCUUUUGGACUCAACCUGCUUGAGUCCCAUUGCCUGGCUGGCAGCCAGCCCAUCCCAAUGGCCUACACCUCAACUACAGGAAGAAAGGACCCAGAAAGGAAGAAAGAUUUUUAUUUCCCUGCCUCUGGGCCCCUGCUGUGGACAUAGCCUGCCUUUUAAAUCCUGAGUGAUUGUGCCAUCAUCAAGUGAUGCUGAGACUGUAUGGGGUGGAGCCCCAGAAAAAUAUAUCUUCCUAUAGAACAGAAAGACUCAUGAGUCAAUAAGGGAAAAAAAAAGCACUUGUUGAAAAUUGAGCAGCCUAUGAGCAGUGAACAAGCAGUCCACUAGAGGCGAAAAUCCUCCAGAUGGUGCAUUCUUAAAAGCCAACAGUGGAGGGAGGGGCCUUCAGGCUCUGGUCUGUAGUCUGAAAUGAGGCCUGCCUGUGGGAAGGAGUAUCAGGAUGGUUCAGCCAGCUGAGCUGCAACCCUAGCUCUGUCCUUCAGAUGACAGCCUUGAGCAAAAUGCCUUUAGACCUGUUCCCUCAUUUGAAAAAUGGCGAUGGGAUGGCCUGUAUCCUAUUGGGGAAGACAAGGUGGGUUAACUUACAGAAAGCAAACCACACAGCAGACAGGGACAGUAGUAAGCGCUCAGAAAAAUGGUACCCUUGGAGCAGUGGGAGAAUAACCAGACGUAAGUCAAACAAUCACCUUGUCACAGGAGCCAGCCCGGCAGAUGUUGGAAGACCUCUGGGUUUCGAGGGCUGAGGAAAGGGUCUCUUACCGUUUACACAGUGCUGACUAGCCUUGAAGAGCAGCUUUACAGCACCUGAGACAUCGCAGCUGCCUACAGUAGGACUGGAGGGGCAAGAGGCCAAGCACAUAUACUAAGAUGAUCCGUAGGACCCCUGCUGCCCUUCCUUCAAGGGUUCCUGGCAGAGCCCUGGAGAAAUGGGAUUCUUCCAGUCAGACAUGGCUAUACCUGCAUUGAAGGAGUCCAAAGGAGGAGGCAUCGAACAGGAUGAGGAGUAUCCUGAUAAAGGAACACAAAGCUGAUGUAUCAGAAUGUAGUUCAUAUCUGUCGUCGCAGUACUUGGGAGACAGAGGCAGGAGGAUUGCCAUGACUUGGAAACAAUCUUGAACAAUAAAAACAAGAGUAACAGCAAUAUGUACAUACAAACCUAUGUACGUACAUACAUACAUGCAAUCAUGCAUGCAUGCAUACAUACAUACAUAUAAAGGGACACUAAAGAAUCAACAGUCCAUGGAAGUCGAAGACCAAAGGGCAUGUGUUGGUCCAGGAAUGCAUUCUACUCUCCACUCUGACAUCCAUGGUAGGCAUUACUAAUCAAUCAUAGACCCUGACCUCAACAUCCUUUUGAAAUCAUGUUCCUCAUGGUCUCUACUGUAGUUGGCACAAAAGAAGAAAUCUAGGUAGCACCUUUAGUUUAUUUUCGUCCCCUUCGGCCUUUUCCUUUUCAUGGCUUACCAGCCUGACUUGCAACUGCCAUUGGCCUCCCUUUGCCUCCCACAGGCCAGUGAAGCUAGGGAUAAGGGGAUCGCCAGCAGACUCAUCCAAUGGCUGGCAGCAUGGGCUAAGUGCUCCAGUUCCCUCAGGUGCAUCUUCCCCAGUGUCCCCAAAUGCCUCACAGAAUCUAGGUGCUGCCCCAUAUCAGUGAGCAGUGUCUUCUUCACCCCAGCUCCCUCACUCCAUACCAGCAUGUCCGGGAUCCUUCCCUUUGAGACCCACUGACUUCUAUUCUUGUCAGAGGGCCAAGCUCUGAGAAACCUGCACUCAAGCACCCCUGCAUCUUCAUGCCUGUGAAGGGAAGGGUCUUUCCUGAGCCAUUGGCAAGGCCCUUGUAAGAACCAAUGCUUAGCUUGCCCAGCCCACUGACUACCUAUGGUCUUCAACCUCCAUGGUUUGGCAUUUAUUUCCCACCGCAAGAGAAAUGGCCCAGCAGGGGAAUCUCUGAUGGGAACGCCUGGACACAUGGAGGUAGGUACUACCCUUGGGGUGGGCCUCGGAGCAUCCAUACCUGCUUCCAGGACCUCUGUCUCCUCCACAGACUGCAUUGCUAAGGACUCUGCUCCAUGCUGGGAUAGAAGGUAUUCUGGAAAGCAGCUAGCGCCCACCCAGAUACCAUCUCGAAAACGUUAAAAAAUGUACCUCUCUAUGCUUUUAACAAUGCUAAUGUCUAUGCCUCUCUUUUAUUUAUUAAUGUAUGUAUGUAGGGGGAGGGGUGCGCGCAUGCGUGUAUGGAGUCAGGACAACUUUGUGGAGUAGGCGUUCUCCUUGCACCUGUACCUGGGACUGGAAAGAAGGUGCUCAGGCACCUUUACCCACUGAACCAUCCUGCUGGCCCUCAGAAGUACAUAUCCUUCUGGCUUAGAUCACCUACUUAAUGAACGUCCAUCAGUGAGAAAAGGAACUUGGCCUUCUAGCCACUGAACCAAGACUCAUGGCACUUCUGCCUGUGGCUUCCUUCUGCCGGGGGAGGGUGUAUGUGUGGGUGGGGGUGGGGGAUGGGGUGGGUUGGGAUGGGGUGGGGGUGGAGGUGGGGGUGGGGGUACCUGAGUCUGUUGGUGCAGAGGAGGAAAAGCGUGCUAAAGCCCUGGUUCAUCUCUCCCACGUAUAGCGUGACUCGAAGCACAAACAGCAGCUUGUCAUCUGUGGAAUGGGAAGUGUCCCUGUCCAACUGCAACCUAGGGAGACACUUGGCUGCCCCUGGUGACAAGGCAGAGGACUCUACACUGAGCUCUCCUUGUUCCACAACAGUUCCUGGAGAUGAGUGUUGGAGCCAUGAACAAAAUCUGCCCACAGAUGCCGAGAGCAACAUGACCACUGGAAGGAAAACCCGCCCUGGAGGUGAAGGCUGUGGCCCCCUCUGCUACUCACGCCGCGGGGCCUGCCUUUCUGUCUUCCUGCUGCUUCUGCUGGCCAUGCUUGCCGCCUUGCUCUUGAUCGUCACCAUCCUGGGACAUCCACAGCGCACACCAGAGCCUCACUCUUGUGUGACACUGGCCAACAGGACGGGGUUCUUGUGCCAUGACCGAAGGUACUGCAUCCCGGCCCAUGCCGUGUGUGAUGGCAUCCGCACCUGUCCUCAUGGUGAGGACGAGGCUGAGAACUUGUGUCGAGAUUUGCCCAAGAGCCUCCCCAGCUUCCUCCUGACCACCUGUGGAAACCCAGACUCCUGGAUCUACUCAGACCAGAAAUGUGAUGGCACCAACAACUGUGGGGACUGCUCAGAUGAGCUGAGCCCAGGUGGGGGCUGGGCACAGUGACUGCGUGCCCACCCUGUGGCCCUGGGUGGUGGUAUUGCACUCCAACUGUGUUCAGGUACUGCAGCUGUGUCCCGAGGGUCCUGUGCCGGGACGGAGUGCAGCACUGCUCUGACUGGUCCGAUGAGUACUCCUGUCCUGGACCCUGAGUGAGCCUCAUGGUCUGGGUCAGCAUGGAAGCUGGCACCCGGAACCUUAGACCGGAGCACCGAAGCCUACACCACAAGGGCAGGAAGAAACCUUUGUCAUCCACCAGUGGCACCUAGCCCCCAUGGUCUCUGAACAGGAAUUCAAGUGUCUCAGCCUCCACCUGAGCACUUCCAAUGACACGGAGCUCACCACCAUGUUAGGCAGAUUCUAACAAAGAUGAGGCGGCCUCCUCCAUCACUUUAGGCCUGUCAAUGAGACCACAGGAGAAAUGCUCCUUGACUCCAGGGCAGACUUGAAGUCCCAAUCUUGUCAUUCCUGGAAGAGACAAAUGUGUGGCUUAAAUACCAAGUGAGUUUAGCCCUGUGGGUAGAAAACAAAGCACACACAUUUACCACCAUUCGGUGCCUAAGGCAGGAACUCAAGGCCCCUGGAGCUUCUUGCCCAACUCACCAGCAGCCCCGACUGAUCACAUGAGGUUGCACAUGGCACUUGGGACCUGGAAUCUUUCUAGUUUCCCAGUAUCCUAGAGGCUUGUGGCUGUGGAGUAGAAGACCCAGAGACAGUGCAGCUUAGAAGAACCCCUCUAUGCCUUUAGUCUUAGCCUCUGCCUUGCUUCACCCCACAAUUGCCUGCAGGUUUAUAUUUUGGUCCUGCAGCCAGGACCUAUAUACCUUGCAUAUCUUCUAGCUUUACAACACCCACCCAGGCAAGGAUGGGUGUGCUCAUUAGACAGAUGAGGAAACAGAGGCCUAGGGGAUGACUUGCCCAGGGUAUACUCUGGAACUGGGACUCAAAGUCAGUCUGCAGAACUCUGACCUCAGGGUCUUCCCCACUAUUAAUGGGGAAGAGAGAUGGGCUAGAGAGAUGGCUCAGCAGUUAAGAGCCAUGGCUGCUCUUCCAGAGGUCCUGAGUUCAAUACCCAGCAACCACAUGGUGGCUCACAACCAUCUGUAAUAGGAUCUGAUGCCCUCUUUGGGUAUGUCUGAAGACAGCUACAGUGUGCUUAUAUAAAUAAAAAAAUAAAUAUUUAAAAAAAA
Rattus norvegicus (Norway rat) is the source of this 9815-nucleotide messenger RNA. Lineage: Eukaryota; Metazoa; Chordata; Mammalia; Rodentia; Muridae. The record is from RefSeq and is a predicted model, not a curated record.